Messenger RNA from Arctia plantaginis, 2499 nucleotides. The record is from the annotation of a GenBank genome assembly. NCBI's taxonomy places the organism in Eukaryota, Metazoa, Arthropoda, Insecta, Lepidoptera, Erebidae.
AUGGAGGGGGGUGUACUCAGUGUUUCAAGCGGGAACAAUAGAUUUCGAUCACACUUAAAAAAUGCCGCCAGUGCAUUGUGUGCCAGGACAUUACCCAAGCAAAGGCGUGGUGAGUCAAUUGCUAUCAGCAAUGCCCGACAUCACACAUACCCACGAACAACGCCGACUAAACGGGCCGCACUCUCCUGUCGGAUGGAACCACUUAUAUAUACUCCAGCUCAACAGGCAACAACUUUCGAAACGGCCGAUCCUAUUAAAUAUAAUGUCAUCGCGGAUGAAAAAACGAGCAGACCUAAUGGUUUAAUCAAAUGGAAAGGAACCUUAGCCAGGGAGGUAGCGAGUGCAUGGGAGUGUCGUGUGGGUCCACCCGACCAGCCGGCCUCCGCCGAUCGUAUUCAGAGCCUCUUCAACGACAUCGAAUUAUACCCUACUAAGACUCAGGUGUUCGAAAUGCUGGUAUGCGCGCGACAGUGCGCCCGCCGUAAGUCGCUCACUCUCACAUUCGGAGAAUUCUGCGUGUUCGCCGCUGAACUCCGUCGGUGUUCGAGACAAGCCAGGCAGACAUCGAACAAACCUGAGUCUCCACAAUGGAACAUAGAAAAGGAACUUAAAGAUAAGGACGCCAUUUGUAAACAUGUAAACGUACAUGAACGUAGAUUUGAGACGCGGACGGACGCCAGUUGGUCGUCGACCGUUCGCGGGUGGACAGCGUGCACGCCGACACUGCUGCACGAUACAUCCGCAAUCAUGCCGCCGACUACAAUGAUAGUGCCCUGCAGCGAGGCAUCACCUCCGCCCUGCGAGGUGUUCCUGGGCGGGUCAUGUAACCCAACUACUUGGAGAUCAGACAUAGCCAUUCCGAUACUGAAAAAGAUGGGCAUCACGUAUUUCAACCCGCAAGUCGAAGAUUGGUCGACGGAGUUGGUGGAGGUUGAGCAUCGUGCGAAAGCUGCAGCUCGAGCGCUUUUGUUCGUUUUGGAUAGUGAGACUCGUGCCGUAGCUGCAUGCGUCGAAGCUGCGCACCUCGCAGCAGCUCCAAGGGACUUGUUGUUAGUACUCAGACCGUACUCAAGGCAUCAAACUAUCGGACAUGAAGCCAUCAGCGACCAUGAGUACGUGGAAUUGUCGCGUGCUCGAGCGACGUUGCAGGAGGCUGUGGAGCGGCGCGGACUGCCGGCCUUCACGGACAUACCAUCGGCGUUGCGUUGUGCGCGGGCAGUAUUACGGGGCGCGCGUACCCACCCACGACACUCGCUUGGUCACACAAUUUUGCGGCUGAAGCGCGCCUAUGAUGCAGCGGGCGGUAGAAACUCUCGACUUCCAAGGUGUAAAGCCGUCGACACCCUAAAAGAUGUGACGCGAGUACCUCGGGAAGUAGCCGAUCGGUGUAUACCUCCUGCUGCUGACACCGUUGACUUUGAAACGUUCUGCGCUUGCGUUGCUGAACUGGCCGCCGACGCAGGCGGAGUGGCGAGUCCAUUGACGGCGGGCGGGGACGUGAGUGAGACAGUGACGUCACGGAUCCGUCGCGCGUUUCGCACGCUCCGUGAUUUGCUCACCCCGCCCGCUCCCGAAUCGAGUAGUCGAAAUGGACAAGAAGCAUCGGGAGUUACGGGAGCAACGCCGCGUGGGGAGGCAAGAGCACACGAGCCUGCGGCUUCUAAUGGGCUUAUGUUUAAUGGCCAUAAUGCUAGACUUAAGGCUUACGGUCGGAAGCUUGGCUUAAUCAUUCCUAAGAAUGGCGGCCAUCGCGCCGCAGGUGAGGAAAGCGGCGCAGCAUCGGGCGGUAGCGGGGAGUCGGUGUUUACGCCGGGCACCGAACGACGACUCGAACGCUUGCCCGCCAUGCUCGGUGCUCCCACUCAUGACGUCUACCUCGGCGGCACCUUUCCGAGCCACAAGACGCGGCCGGAGGAGUACCUGCGGCGCGAGGGGCUGACGGUGGUGGUGGCGCGCGCCAACGACUACACGCGCAUGUUCUCGACGGCGGCGCGGCGCGCGGCGCCGGCGCACCCCGAGUCGCCGCGCCGCGACAAGAAGCCGCGCGCCGCGCUCGCGCCCGCCGCGGACCUGCCCGACGGGGUCGAGCUGCGCGAGCGGGCGCCCGAGGACCACGCCGACAGGAGCGACCGCCUCAGCGCCUCCGACUUCUACACCGUCUCCGAGGAUGUCACGCCGCAGCCUUUCAAAGGAACGUACGAUGAGGAUCUGUUAUUAGGGUCGCGCGUAUUAGUGUUCGCAAUGAGUGCGGAGUCUCCAUGCUUUGCAGCGAUGGUGUUAGCCGCGCAUUAUAUGGGGUUGCGGCCGUCGGCCACGGUAUUGUUAGUACAACCCAUGGAUCCGAAAAAGGCUCAUAAUUACAGUGAGGUUGCCGUCAAGGAUUACAACCGAGGUCGUCACUAUCUGUCAGAUUUAGCGCGACGCUCCGGAGUGCCCGUGUUCGACAACGUGGACGCGGUCCUGGCGUGCGUCGUCAGCCGCCUUCGGGCGACGCUAUAG